Messenger RNA from Cucumis sativus (cucumber), 1786 nucleotides. RefSeq names its product metacaspase-1. Gene Ontology annotation, biological process: proteolysis. The record is from RefSeq and is a predicted model, not a curated record. Gene Ontology annotation, molecular function: cysteine-type endopeptidase activity. The transcript is spliced from 5 exons. Lineage: Eukaryota; Viridiplantae; Streptophyta; Magnoliopsida; Cucurbitales; Cucurbitaceae. The coding region runs from base 448 to 1551 and encodes 367 amino acids.
UAAAAAAUAAAAACUCAUUCGGGUUUCCUAUUCAAAAUGAAAAAUUCCGAGAAAACGAUUUCCCAUUUCAUCACUCGUUUGUAUGAAUUUUGAGUUUCUCUUUGAAUCUUGAAACCGCUCUCCAGAUUUUUCCCUCCCAAUUUGUUUCUCCCUCUGGAAUCAGCCACAAAUUCUUAUAUUACGACUGGAGAAAAAGCUUCGUGACGAAGAAAUCGAAGCUGAAUCAGAAGAAUUUUUUCAAUUUUGAAAUCGUUAUCGUAGCUGCAUUAAAGGCUGUUUGACGAAUAAGAUUUAUCAUUCGACGAAUUUUCGUCUCACGCAUCCAAUUACCUGAGGUUUCUUCUUCCUCUAAUCGAUCUUUGUUUGAAGAUCCGGUUCCGAAAUUAUUGGUAUAAUUCUGUUCCCUAAAUUUUUAAUUUGGUGGUUAAUCGGUAUUGGAAUUCGACGAUGUACUAUUCGCAUCCACCGCCGAUGUUGGUGAACUGCUCCGGCUGCCGGACUCCUCUCCAGCUACCGCCGGGAGCUCCGUCGAUUCGGUGCGCUAUAUGUAAGGCUGUGACACAGGUUAUGGACCCACGUGCCGUCCCUCCGCCGUCGCCUUCUCAAGCGGCCUCGCCGGCUCCGGCUCCGGCUCCAUCGCCCUACAACCAUGCGCCACCAGGAGCUCCAGCUCACCCGCAUGGCCGUAAAAGGGCUGUGAUCUGUGGGGUUUCUUACAGGUACUCGAGACAUGAACUCAAGGGCUGCCUUAACGAUGCUAAGUGUAUGCGUUAUCUUUUGAUCAAUAAAUUCCGUUUUCCAGAAGACUCUAUCCUCAUGCUUACAGAAGAAGAAACUGAUCCAUACAGAAUUCCCUACAAGAACAACAUUAGAAUGGCGUUGUUUUGGCUAGUACAAGGUUGUCAACCAGGUGACUCCUUGGUAUUCCAUUAUUCUGGCCACGGUUCUCACCAAAGGAACUAUAAUGGUGAUGAAGUAGAUGGAUAUGAUGAAACCCUUUGCCCUCUGGACUUUGAAACUCAGGGAAUGAUCGUUGAUGAUGAAAUUAAUGCGGCAAUUGUUAGGCCUCUUCCUCAAGGUGUAAAGCUUCAUGCAUUCAUAGAUGCGUGCCAUAGUGGCACCGUAUUAGAUUUGCCAUUUCUAUGCAGAAUGGGCAGGAGUGGACAAUACAUGUGGGAGGACCACCGCCCUCGAUCUGGAGUAUGGAAAGGAACUAGUGGUGGAGAAGCUAUUUCUUUCAGUGGCUGUGAUGAUAACGAAACCUCUGCUGAUACAUCUGCUCUAUCAAAGAUAACAUCAACAGGUGCCAUGACUUUCUGCUUUAUCCAAGCAAUUGAGCGGGGACAUGGAACUACAUACGGAAGCAUACUGAACUCGAUGCGAAAUGCUAUAAGAAAUGCCGGUGGUAGUGGUGACAUUGGUGGUGGUGCUAUGACAUCUUUAGUCACCAUGCUUUUGAGCGGAGGGAGCGCGCUCGGUGGGCUGAGACAGGAGCCACAAUUAACAGCGUGUCAGCCAUUCGAUGUUUAUACAAAACCCUUCUCACUGUGAUUUCCUUUUUCUUGAUCGAUCUAUAGAAGAGAGGUGAUGGUUGAAGACAUAGAGUAAGGUUAUGCCUUUAUUGGCCUAUUUCUAUAUUUGAUUGAAAUUACUUAGUUCAAAUGAUAUAUUGUAAGGGGGGAAAUUAAGGCAAUUUGAAAAUGCAGAAUGUAGUGUAUAUGGAUUGAUGAUAUUAUAGUACUACUACUACAUGUUCAAAGAUUCUAUUCCAUUAGUUAUUGUUCAA